Messenger RNA from Melitaea cinxia (Glanville fritillary), 1768 nucleotides. Its product is annotated as probable tubulin polyglutamylase TTLL2. Gene Ontology annotation, cellular component: cilium. The transcript has 12 exons. Gene Ontology annotation, biological process: protein polyglutamylation; microtubule cytoskeleton organization. Gene Ontology annotation, molecular function: tubulin binding; tubulin-glutamic acid ligase activity. Bases 1 to 1722 code for a protein of 573 amino acids. The record is from RefSeq and is a predicted model, not a curated record. NCBI's taxonomy places the organism in Eukaryota, Metazoa, Arthropoda, Insecta, Lepidoptera, Nymphalidae.
AUGGCACAAAUAUUUGACAAUGAUGAGCCCUUUGUUUACCGAUUAAACGAUAAUGGGUUUGGACCAAGCCUCCUUAUAAAGGUUUGUACUGAACGUGGCUGGCGAUUGUACCAGGGAUACAAUGGAAGCGAGGAGAAGUGGAAUCUUUGGUGGCGAAAUAGUGCUUUCCCAGCCACUUCUUACAAGACUUUAGGUGAUUGGCAGUUUAUGAAUCAUAUUCCAAAAGGUGGUUCGAUAUGUAGAAAGGAUAGUCUGUCUCGACUGCUGCGAUGUAUGAGAAGAGUUUAUGGAUCGAUUUACGACUUCAGUCCGCCGUGCUUCCACUUGCCCCUUGAAUAUGCGAAGUUGGUUUCCGAGUGUUCUCGUUUAAGGCGCAGUGAAGAAGCUGACGGUUCCAGUGUAGUAUGGAUACAUAAGCCAGUCGCACAGAGCCAAGGCCGAGGAAUUUUCCUCUUUAGGAGUGUGUGUGACAUGCGCUGCGGCAGUCCAGCUGUAGUUCAAAGAUACAUCGAGCGACCGCUACUGAUUGCUGGAUACAAAUUCGAUCUACGGUUAUACGUGUGCGUUCCCGGAUAUCGACCGCUCACUGCGUAUAUGUACGCAGAGGGACUCGCAAGAUUCGGAACAGAUAAAUAUACCUUGUCUGAUAUACACAACCCAUAUAGACAUUUGACGAAUUCUUCACUCAAUAAAACGGGACCAAGGUACUCAGAAUGCAAGGAUAGAAUAGGAAGUGGGUGUAAGUGGACGUUGAAGCAAGUGAGACGGGCUCUAGUCGGUAGAUGGGGUGCCAUUGAAUGGCUCGUCUGGCAAAGAAUAAGAGCUCUUGUGACGUUAACAUUAUUAGCGCAAGCCGCAGGGACGCCCCCUGCGAGAAAUUGUUUUGAAUUUUACGGUUUUGAUGUACUUCUUGAUGACUCUAUGAAACCUUGGCUUAUUGAGGUGAACCUGUCGCCCGCUCUCGGCGCGGACUGUGAGGCGGACGUCAUUGUGAAACAACCCAUGCUACAUGAACUGUUCGACUUGCUAGGCCUGCCUAUGAGACACACUGGCCUCUCUCUGCUCCAGGGCCCUACACCGCAUCUUCAUAAUUACAGUUCAGAAGAUGAGAGCGGAGCGCUACGAGUGACCGCGUCCCGCGAGACGGCAUUAAGACGCCGCGGGACGCGUCGCCAGCGCCGACGGCGUGCACUCCCCGUACACUGCGUCACUUUACAACCCCCCAUGAGUGACAAGUUUCCAAUUAUAGAUUUGCCUGAGAAACCAAAAGAUUAUCAAACGGGUCUUUUAUCGAAAAAUUCGUCUGAAAGUCCCGACGCUACGGACCAGUCAUCGACGAGCGUGAGUGGGGCUACUACAGAGGUAGUGGACGAGGCCUGGCGCGGCGGGUAUGCGACGGCGGCGUCUCGCCGGAAGAUGCUUAGUGCGUGCUCGUGGGGUAACGGCGUGCGCUGGGACCGCGCCGCGGGCCGCGUUGGCCAUUGGGUGCGGAUAUAUCCCCACACGUUGUUGGUAAAUGAUGAUCAGUUACAAGUGGAAGACACGAGAGAAAGUGUUGCCCAAGUGUCAAAGUUACUGCGUGCUGCACGUGAGGUCGCACGGGACGGCGGGCGGGAUAAACAAGUCCCGCGCGACGGAGGCUGUGACGCGUUUUUCGAAACAGCACUUCGAAGAAAACUCACAUGCAGUUCUAACUUCGAAGUAUGGUUACCACCUUUCUAAUGUGUUCAAUUUUUUGUUAGUUAGCCUUAAUAAAUGCUUGCUCAAA